AUGGAAAUUGAUACACAACAUAACGAGAAUAUCCAAGAAUUUCAAGUCGACGAUUCAAUAAUAAAUAAAGUCAACCAACUUAAGGAAAUUUUUGUUGUUGGAAAUGACCGACCUGAACCCGACCACAAGAUUUGUAAUACUAUUAUCAAAUGGAUCAAGGAUAACAAUCUUAUCGUCACAGAUGUGUUCGACAUGGUCAUGAAUCAAUGUCAUAAUCCAGAAUACUAUUCCCUUCUCGCUUUUUUAUACUUGAACAGAAUUGGAAAUACUGGUGGUAAUAAGGAAGCUUUUCAUUAUUAUAAGCUUGCCGCAGAGAAUGGCGAUUUACUCUCUCAACAGGAAUUGGGGACUUUUUAUAGUGGUGGUAGAGGAUGUAAGAAAGAUCAAAAAAAGGCUUUGUAUUGGUAUCAAAAAGCUGCGGAUGGAGGACUUGUCGUUGCCCAAUAUUAUCUCGGUUGUCUUUAUCUGAAUAUUUUUUUCGAUACUGAUAAAGGAAUCGAGUAUAUUACAAAGUCCGCUGAAGCUGGAUUUUCUGGUGCACAAGUGAAACUUGCUACGCUCUAUUUCAACGGUGACAAAACUAAGAUGAAUCUGCGAGCAGUUUUAUAUUGGUAUAAACGAGCGGCUAGUGACGGGUAUUUGCAUCUUGCAAAACUUUUCGCAUAUGGUACCGGCGUAAAUAAAGAUAUGCAUGAAGCUCUGCGUUACUUUUUAUUGCAUACAAAGAGCGAUGAUAGUCAACACGUAUUUAGACGUCCACUACAGGGAUUUUUGCUUGAGAACGUACUUGGGUAA
Messenger RNA from Ambispora gerdemannii, 795 nucleotides. The record is from the annotation of a GenBank genome assembly. NCBI's taxonomy places the organism in Eukaryota, Fungi, Glomeromycota, Glomeromycetes, Archaeosporales, Ambisporaceae.